Molecule: messenger RNA, 362 nt
Organism: Sinocyclocheilus grahami
Lineage: Eukaryota; Metazoa; Chordata; Actinopteri; Cypriniformes; Cyprinidae
Product: protein-cysteine N-palmitoyltransferase HHAT-like
Exons: 2
Biological process (GO): protein palmitoylation
Cellular component (GO): endoplasmic reticulum
Molecular function (GO): palmitoyltransferase activity
Source: RefSeq, a predicted model, not a curated record
GUACAUAUAUGUGCCAUUGGGCGGCUCUCAUCAUGGUGUGUUCUGGAAAAUCGUCUCCACAGCGCUGGCGUUUGGGUUUGUGUGUUUCUGGCAUGGUUGCCAUGACUAUCUGCAGUACUGGGCCGUGCUAAACUGGGUUGGGGUGUUGGUGGAGAACGUUCUCGCACUCCUCUUUUCCUCUCGUCCUCUUCAUCACGUUAUUGUGCGUUGUCUGUCACCUCGGAUGCAGAGGCGUGGCCUAGCGCUUAUCUCCGCCCUCUCCACUGCUUUUCUGAUUCUGUCCAAUCUGUUUUUUCUGGGUGGGAUCCAUGUGGGCAGAAUCUUCUGGAAGAAGGUGUUUGUCGAAGGUGGGUCAUUUAAAU